UACCUCGCUCUUUCCUCGCGCUGUUUUGGCUCGCUAACGACGCCGCGAGGCCCCCAAAACAGCGAUCUUCCGACGCGAAACGAAACGAAAGCUAAAUCUGUUCUCGCUUCGCAACUCGAGGCUGUUGUCAGGACUGGUGAAAACAAGUUCGCAAAGUCCUUCGAUCGACAUCUGGUUGAAAAAGUCUCAUCUAUUACCUGAAUAUUCGAAAACAGCGAUUCUCAUAGACAACAACAGACACUUCAAGAAGUUUGUGACUCUCUUUCAAACUUUGUAUAUUGUUGAUUCUGCCACAGUCACAGAGUCAAACCACAGGACGAGUUCACUGCAAGCCUUUCAGUUUUAGGCGAUCCCACUGAUAGCGAAAGGGGCCCAGUUUACGUGGACAACGCAGCGGCCGCCUAAACUACUACAUUGGGCAUAGAGUAAACGCAGUCGAACGGAGAGUUUUACAACUCGGGUCACAACUUUUACUCACUCGCGCGUACGCGUGCGGCUCAGCUGAUUCAACUGUGUGAACACGUUCUUGGAUUGCCUUUCUGUGUUUGGAUAACUAUCGAGGGCCCAAGACUUCCAAUGGACUCUUGCUGUUGUGCCAAAAUGCAGAGCUCAAGUAUCGGAUUUUAGAAGUUUGACUGCACUACCAAGUUCCCGAUCACUUGUGUCAACUAAAGACUGUAAACCCGCUCAAGUACGUUGAUUUGGAUAUAAUUACUCCAGGAAGCAAAGGAUAUAUUUAAAACGCAUCAUCAUCAUCGUCAUGGAGUAUAUUUCUUGGAGCAACGCAAUGGUCAGCCUGUUGGUUUUCCUCAUUGCUGCAGAUCUGACUGUGGUACAGUCUAGAUGGCAGACUGAGUGGAUGCCUAAUUUUGUCUCCCGAGAACCAGCGGCCCAGAGUCCGAGCGCUCAAGUGUUUGAAGGUCUGACGUCAGAGGAUGACGGGUUCAAACUCCUGCUGGUAGAGGACGACAAGGCAUUUGUUGGAGCCAAAAACCGUGUGUACUAUAUGUCGUUACAGGAUACGAGGAAUAUAUCG
Aplysia californica (California sea hare) is the source of this 1036-nucleotide messenger RNA. RefSeq lists its product as uncharacterized. NCBI's taxonomy places the organism in Eukaryota, Metazoa, Mollusca, Gastropoda, Aplysiida, Aplysiidae. Gene Ontology annotation, molecular function: protein binding. The record is from RefSeq and is a predicted model, not a curated record.